Messenger RNA from Porites evermanni, 29738 nucleotides. The record is from the annotation of a GenBank genome assembly. Lineage: Eukaryota; Metazoa; Cnidaria; Anthozoa; Scleractinia; Poritidae.
GAACGAUCGAUCGUGUUACUCGAAGUAUUGGUUUAUGGCGGGAUUUUCAAGAUCAGAGUGCGAUGGAGUAAGGGUUGUUUCUUUUUCUUGGUGAAAUUGCAAGUCGAGGUGAAAAAUGAGUUGGGCUAAAGAGGAGUGGAAGCAAGAGCUUUCGGCGAACGCUUUAAACAAAGUCUACGAUCUCGAGCAACGAUGCGAGACGCUACAGAAGGAAGGGAAACAAAGACAAUUCCAACUGGACAGUUUGCAAGCCGCGAUCGCCAAGCAAAAGAAAUUAACAGAGGAAGAGAAAGCAAAUAAUUCAACUCUUAAGAAGGAAAACCAUUCUUUGAGUGAAUCCAUACAAGAACUAGAGCGAAAUCGCGACAAGAUUCUGCAUGAUUUAAACGCAAAGGAAGGACAGAUACGUUGCCUCGAUGGUAAACUUGCUCGAUGUCAGCAGCUUUUAGAUAAUGAAACUGCCAAAGGAACGCAGCUAAGAAAUGACAUGGACCAUUUACAGUACGAACAUAAUCAGGUUAUUGGUAAAUUGGAGAAGCAGAGUGCUGAUUUCACAAAGUCGAAGGAAGCCAAUAACUCACUUCAAAGACAGCUUGCAGGUAGGUCGAUCGAACAAUUGAUCAGUCGACAUGUCUUGUAUAUUGUCUCAUGGCUCAGAUUUCUUCAUAAAUGUAGAACCUUUUCUUGGCUAUCUUCAUGGCAUUUGAUAGCUUAGCGUAAUGUCUUUUUAAGUUAUUAAACAUCUAUAUCUUGGCAGGAGCUACAGUUCUUUCUCUCUCAGAUUAUUGAUUAUGGCCAAAGAUUCCCGCCAUAUAAUUUUCAUUUGUAUCUUACAUGGCGUAGCUUCUGUCAAGUUGGUUGUUGUAAUAAUCGUUGUCCACAGAUUUUUAAGUGAAAAACAUGCAGUUCAUUAUCGAGAGGAAAAGCAUUUAACAUCAACCUGAUUCAGUUUUGUAGUCUUUUGAUUGCCUGUUGAAAGGGGAAAUCUAUUAAUGUGACCCAACUGGUCUUUAGAAUGACCUUUAUAAGUUGAAGUUAUAUGUCAAUUUAUCAUAACUUCAUACCAACUUCAACGACAUCACUUUUGCCAGGAAUUCCUUCGUAUUUACAGUGGGCAAAAAUAUUGUUACAACACGAUCGUCAAAUGGACUACUUCAGAGAAAAAGAAGCAUUUGCACCCCUCCCCUCUCCCCUCUGUUCAAAGUUGGGGGGUCUUGUAAAGUUUCUUACUGGCAGAUCAUACACUGGCUCAACAUUGUAUCGAGGGGAUAGGGGAGGGAAAGCUUCAUUUUCCCAUUUAUAAGCCAACAAAAUGUCACGAAGGCCCUUUAUAAUUUAUGUCACCUAUUGCAGCUUAUUGUGGUUCAUUUGUUUGUUUUAUUAUUCAUACAAUCAAACCCCAUUAAUAGGGACACUGAGGGGGCCAGAGAACGUGUACGAUUUACAGGGUUUCCGUAUUAAGCACAUCGUGUUGUAUAAAUCAAAAAUACAUCUUUUAUUUGAACAAAAUUUUAUAACAACAAACAGAACAUUAGCAUCAUCCAAUUAAACAUAAUCAAACCGUCACAAAAACUGUCAUUUCAUUUCCGCAGGGACAAGAAAAACUGUCUGUUAUGACAAGUGUCUGUAUUAAGCGGGUGUUCAUAAAGUGGGGUUCGACCGUACAACAACUAUGGUUGGCCACCUUUCAUUUUCCAUUUGCUUAGGGGUACAUUCUUCUGGUGUGAAACUAAUGCAUUGACCUAAAUAAUAGUAUUAUAAUGUAAAAGAAAGGAACUUCACUUUCGGAACUUCAUUGUGAAGAUGGUUGACUAGUUGGGAGUUUUUAGUGUUUUUCAAUUGCUGGUACAUGUAUAAACCUUUUGGAAGAAUCUGCAUUUCCUUCUUACACAAGAAAGUGAUUAACAAUUGCUGUUUUCUUCAUCCACAAAGGACACAAAGAACGUGUAAGGAUGCUAGAAAAUCACCUAAAAUCCCUUGGAGAAGAACCCAACUCAAGAGCCAAGAAAAGCUCGUCAGGAUCCGACUCUGAAAUGGAUUGGCAGUCUGGUGUAGAGGUGAAACUGAAGGAGGCUGAAGCGCAUCUGCAGCAAGAAAAAGAAAAGAGACUAAAGGUCGAGAGUGAACUUAAUGAGUUCAAGGCAGUUGCUGCUAAAGCAAAUAAAAAUGAGGUGGAGUAAUAAACUUUGCUUUAAUUUUUGACACAGAUUUUCAAUGAGGGAUUGGUACAGAGUAGAAUAGAGUACUAAAGUGUGACGUCAUAAAAAUUUAGAAGGGUUUGUAUGGAGUUUUCUAAGCAUAACUGGGCUACGAUCUCAGAGACAAUUUGCCCCGAAAUGCUCAUUUUUGGCAAGUAGGGUUCUUGGACAUUGUUCUUUCAGAAUAUUCUGACAAAUCCCAUAAUUUCAGAAAUUUCAUUUUUAUGACGUCAUCACUUUAGUACUCUAUAGAGCUAGGGAAAAAGGCAGGGAAAAUACUGCAACAGAUGUUUUUCUUUUGCAUGCUUUGUUUGUCCACUUUGUGUUCUUCUUUAAUGUCUAAAUGCCUGAACAGGCUAAAUUUUUCCAUGAGGUGUCUUAACCUCAAGAAGUUAUACCCUGAAGUCUCUACUACAGAGAUGUGGGUCAUAGUAUUUUUAGUUUCAUAUUACUAGUUUUAAUGCUAUCUUACUCCUAAAGAGUUUGAAGAGUUAGUAUUAUCUCAGGGUUAUGAUUUAAGAAGGGUCUAGUGUCUUAAAACUUUGAAAUCCUGGGUACCCAGCAAGUAAAUUCUUCACUGAAGAAGGGUGCAAAGAAAGUCAGUUUUACAGAUUGCCAUUUGGAUAAACUGUAGCUAGCAUGUACUAGCCCAACAGUCAUUUUAACUACCCCCAAAAAAUUUUUUUGAUAAGCAGGAUUGACCACAGUUCUUCUGUAAUUUGAAUUCUGCAAAAAUCUUAACUUGCUCGUCAGGCAAGAAAAAAAAAAAACAGAAUUCACUAGCCCAAUAGCAAAAUCCACUAGCCCCAGGCUAUGGGACAGGCCCUUCUUUGUACGCUGUAAAUGCUUAAAUAAUAAAAUAAGCUUUCCAGUCACAAGCUACAUGUAGUAGCCUGGGGCCAGUGUCAUAAAUCUAAUGAGUUUUAGUGCAACACAGCAUCACAACAUUGUUGCAACAUUGCAAUACUUUGUUGCACUAAACAUUGUCCUUGCAAAUCAUCUUGUGUAACAUCACCCUAAACCCCAAGAUCAACACACAAAUUCUCCAGACUGGCCUCCAUACUUUUCUGGAAAAAUUGUUUGAGAGAAUUUGGUAAAAGAUCAAAGCAUAAUUAUUUUCUCUGGUGAUCAUUUUAUUAAUCCCUAUAACCUUUCUUCUUGAUGAUAUACUGAUUUUUAGCAGAAAGUUGAUGUUACGAAAAAGGUUUUUCACCUGCUCUGGGGAGGACAUUUAGUACAGAAAAUUCCAAAACUCAGAGCAAAAAUUAAGGAAAAGUAAUGAAUAUUUCUAUAUUUUUCUGUUACACAAGCUGUCACUUUACAACGCUGAUGAAGUCUGAGGGAUUUGGAUGAAAUAUUCAUUUGUUUUUCUUAAUUUUUUCUCUGAGUUUUGGAAUUUUCUGUACUAAAAAUUAAUGUUGGCUACUCUUGGUUUUAAAAUUUUUAACCACUAACUGUAUGUUCUUUGUAAAAACACAUUGUUAGGAUCCUGUCACCUCUGUAUCGGAAACAAAAGUACCUCAUGUGGAUCAUCAAAAUGAGCUUCAGUCAGAACAUGAUCAGUUGCAAGCUAAAAUCAAGGAGCUGUUCUGUGCUACUGAAAAAUUAGCCCAGAAAGAUGCUGAACUGCAACAGAAGGUCAAAGAGCUGAAUAACAUGUCAGAAAUCUUGCAGAAAAAGGACAAGGAGCUGUCAGAAUUAAAAGUUAGUGCUGCGGAGAUCUCAAAGAUUAAAGCGGAACUGGAUCAAGCAAAUGCUACUGUUGCCUCCUUGGGUAAGUGCUGAUUGUAAUUUACUAGUCAGUGGAUCCCAUUCCUGUGUCAUAGUCAAGCCUACCCCCAUAGAUCCCAUUAAUGAAUGGAUUAUUUGAAAAAUGACUCCAUUUGUUGUUGCCGCAACCUGUUUCAAAUUCAAAUGUGCUUUCCUGCCGGGGUAAGAAGCAGUGAAUUUUUUAAGAUAACCUUCCUGUAUUUGGUCAGGAUGAAAAAAUCUAAAUGGAUGAAUUACCAACAGAUUCAAAAUGAAUUAAUGAACAAUAAAUUCAUUAAUGGAAUCUCAGUGUGUAUGCUGGACCUGGAUUGUCUCUUAUUUAGGGUUAGAGCAAGGCUGUCACUAAGAAUUCAAGUUGUCACUUAGAUACUACAAGAUGGCAGGGAAUCGAACAUCUUGGGAUUUCUUUUGGUUUAUUUUUCUUCUGUUUUUCUAUGAAAGUAGCCAGAUAUCACGUUCCUUGUAGCUAGGAGAAAUUCCUAGCCCCCUCCAAGAGUUUGAUAGAUGCAAGCAAAUUCAUAGUAAAUGUUUGAGCAGUUUGACAUUCUGCAUAAUUGAAUUUGCCAUGCAUUUACUGGUAAUGCAUUUUUUUUUACAUUCACAGAGAAAAAGGCCAAACAAAGAGACCUGGAUAUGGAUUGCCAGCGUCACAAUUCAGAGGCUGUCAUCAAAGGAAUGGAAGAGAAAUUGAAGGAAAAGGAUAAAGAUCACAGGUGUGUUAAAAAGUUCAAUGAGUUUAUUGUUCUGUUGUGGACAGUAACCUCUACUUUAUAGCCUAGCCUCCAAGCAGACAUUCUUAGUGCUUCUUUCCUGAUCCGCCCCCCAACAUGGCGAGGAAUGCAUGAUGAAGCUUUAAGAUUGUUAUUCUGAGAAAACAGCGGACAUUUGGCGAUGCCACCACUGGUUUCCCCGCGAAAUGACUUCUGAGCAGCGACUGCAGAAAUUCCAUACUGGUGACAGAUCUGGGUUGUGUUUCUGAUUGGUUGAAUGAAGCAAGGUUGAAGCAUAUUUUGAGCCAAUCAGUAGCAAUACCCAGAUCUGUGUAGUGACGCAUUAUCAGUAUGGAGUUUCUAUGCUCUUUUCAUCUUUUUGCAGAAAAGCCAGUGGUGGCGUGGGGAAAUGUCGGCUGUUUUGUCAGGCUAUAAAAUUGUCUGCAAGAUUUUGCGUCCUUUGUAUAUUGUUAGGGUCGCAAGCUGAAUCACAAUGAAGAAAUAAAAAGAAAUCCUCUGUGUUUGCAAUGUAGAUCUUGUUGAUGAUCACACUGACAGGAUUUCUGUUGUAAUUUUCUUGUGCUAAAUGGCGUUAACCCUGUAAGAAGGGACCACACCCAUAGUAAUGACAGUCCCUCUGUCACCUACAAGAAUCUAUAUAAAACACUUGCAUGGAGUAGAUAUCCAAUGUAUAUUAGAACUGUCUCGGUAAUAUGUAGAUUCUUGUAUGGUGAUUUCACUGCAGACCUCCACAUAGCUCCAUUGCUUAAAACGUUCAACCAAGGUCGUGGAGGUGGUUUCCCAUUUGGGUUUUGGGACACAUGUUGUUUUGAGUUGGUGCUUGUCGUAUCCUUAACACUAUAGGCAAAGUUAUUAUCCUUGUUUCUUCUUGGUUGUUGGUAUAGUGAGGAGGCAGCGUGGCCAAGUGGCUAGAGCGCUGGACUUGCAAUUCGGAGGUCCCGCUCUGGGCCGGGUUGUUCGAAGGUGGGUUAAGAUAACCCAGGGUUAGUGCAAAAUUUAAACUCAGAUAUGAGAGCAUAAAAAAAAAAUUCAGUUUAAUUCUCUUUGCCUACAAUUUGAUGACUGGAUACUCUAAAAAAAAUAUAGAAAAUCAUCUGAGAGAGUACUUUUGUUGAAAAGAAAAAGAAGCCCUGGUUAAAAUUUAACCCUGGGUUAGCGCUAACCGGCGUUUGAACAAUUGGGCCCUGGCCGCUAGCUGGAUUUCCUCACGGUAGUCCCAAGUUCAAAUCCUCAGCCACGCUUGAAAAUAGCCAGGUGGGAUGCUUCCGGCCAGUUGGGAUUCUUAAUCCUGUUAAGUUCAAUUUGAAUUAUUUGUUUCAGGCAUUUGCUCGCCCCCACUAGCAUUAGUGCUAUAAAUACUGCCAAGGGUAAAUAACGGAAUUAUUUAUUUAUUUAUUUAUUUAUUAUAUUUACAUUGUGCCUAUUGAUCUGUUACAGGGAGGAUAUUAACUCACAGCUACAAACUAUCACUGCUAUGGAAAAGCAGUGCAACGAUCUGGAAAAGAAGUCAAACACUUUACAAAACAAACUUGAUAACAGCCAGAAGCUAAUUGAAUCGAAGGAACACGAUAUUGCAAGGUUGAAAACAAGUCUCGCUGAAGCUGAAAAAACAAGAAAACAGCAGAGUUCCCAGUUGGACAACAGGUUUACAGAACUAGAACAGAAAAUGAAAGAAGAACAGCAAAAAUGUGCAGAGGUAAAGAGGGAAUUUGAGGGAGCGAAAACAGCUCUAACAGAAAAGGAGAAUAAAAUUGCUGAAUUGAAUAAACGUAUAGAGCAGCUGAGUCACACUAUUCAAGAGAAAGAAAGAGAUUUGAGUUUAAAGGGAAAAGAAAUGCAAGAUUCCCAGAGUGAAGAUAAAAAGAGGCUGGCGUCAGCGCUGGAAAACGUUGCUUUGUUACAACGCGAGAAGGCUGAGUUGGAAGAUGAACACCGAAAGGAACUAGCGAGAGUAUCGGAAGAAGCUAGUGCGACUGUGAAGGAACUUCAGUUGGAAAAACAGGAAGUGUCCAAGCUGAAAGAAAGGACGUUACACUUGGAGAAUGUCAUAAAUGACAAGGAAAAGCAGAGUAAGUUGGCCGAGGAAUCUCAUCAGACUUUAUGUGAGAAGUUGGGGGCCGUAGAGCUAGAACUGACCAAAAAAGACGAGGCAUGGAAGAAAGAGAAGGCUGUAAUGGCCGACAAAGAAAGAUCUCUACAGAGUGCUCUUGAAGCCAUGAAGAACGAUUCCAAAGCAAUGCAGCACGACUAUAAGAAAGCUUGUGAGCUGGCGGAUAUGAAAUCUGCGGAGGCAACCGAUGUGAUUGAUAAGUUGGAAUCCUCGCAGAAGCACGUGUAUGAACUACAACAAAGAGUGACUCGAACUGAAGCAGUUCUUAAAGAGAAAGAAAAUGCUGUGAACAUGCUGAACCGAGAAAAAGAAGAAUUGUUAAAGGAGCAGCGCAUCAAAGAGGAAGAGGCAGAGAAAAAUAACGCUGAGCUUAACCAGUUGUGCGCAGAUCGCAAAACAGAAGUUGAGAAGUUAAAGGAAGUAGUUGAGUCUAUGAACGUGAAGCUUGAUACAUCUAAGGCAGAAUGCGCAGUGAAAGAAAAGGAGGCGGAAGAUUUAGCAGCAAAGUUGGAAACUAUUCAGUUACAAUGCGAGAAUUUGGAGAAUUCUGUGCAAUGCCUAGAGGAGAAGUUAACAAACAGCCAGGAAAUUGUACAGCAGAAAGAAGCGUGCGUUAAGGAAGUAUCCGUUGAGUUGGAAUCCAAGGAGAGGGCGUUGUACGAGGCCCAAGAAAAACUUACAGAGGCUUUGUCGACUCUUAACAAACUUGAGCAGACGUGCAGCUCUCUUGAAAUGCAACGAGAGGAAAAUCUGAAACUUUUCAAGAACAAAGAUGAUGAAAUCAGUUCGUUAGUGAAGGAUGUUGAUGAGAUUAGAGGUGUCACUGAUAAGAAACUUGCUGAAAUGAAUGAGCAGUGCAAUGCCACAAGGAAUGAGUUUGUGUUCUUACAAGAGAAAGCGGAAAACCUGGAGACGUUGCUUAGUAACAAAGAAUCAGAAUUGGCAGCUGUCAGUCAAGAGGUGACUAAGUUGAGUGAGGACGUUGCGUCACUACAGCAAAGUCUGGCCUCACAGGAGCAAAUUGCUAGCAACAGUAAGCAAGAAAAUGAAAAGUUGGCUAGCGAUCUCGAGCAAACAUCUGCGGUUCUGAAAACUCGAAAACUAGAGUUAGAAGAAACGUGCGAGAAACUGAAAAAUCUUGAAGCUGAGCUUCAGUCAGUUCAUGGAACUAAAGAUCUCGAACUGCAGGAAUUACGGAAUGAGGUCGCAAGCUUAAGAAAAAAAUUUGAACAAGCAAAUGCCGUGGCAGAAAGCAAAACAGAAGAGUUGAAAACAACAAAGGAGCUUUUAGAUGCCGCGGAAGGAGAGAAGUCUGAGUUAAGUUCUAUGCUUGAUGAACUUUGCAGUACAAAUUUCAAACUGGAAGACCAACUUACAGAGAAAGCAACGCAGCUGGAUCAAAUGUCAAAGUUGAUAAAAGCCAAAGAUGAAGAGCUGUCGAGUAAGUGUACAGUCAUAAAGAACCUUGAAACAUCUGCCGAUGAUGAGAUAAUCAAGAUGAAAGAACGGUGUUCCUUACUGGAAAACGAACUCGCAGCAUCGCAGGAGAAAAAUACAAAGUUAGAGGCUUGUUCUCAAAACAAAGACGGUGAGAUUAGUGAUGCUAAGGUCAAGAUUCAAGAACUGACUUCUGAGGUCAGGAAGCUUCAAGACGAUCUUGCUUCACAGGUUGAGCUGAUCGAAAGCGUUGAAAAAGAAAAAGAGGUUCUAGCAGAAAAUCUGCAAUAUAAAACAACAGCAUUAGAGAACAAAGACCAAGAGUUGAAAGAGGUGUCAGAUAGUUUGGUGGAGCUGAAAAACAGUGGGCAGUCGUCACUCGAGGAAGCACUUGCCGAAGUAGAAAAUUUGAAGAAACAAGUUGCCUCUUUGUCAGAGAAGUUGGACCAAGUCAGUGUAGCGAGUGAAAUGAAAGACCAGGAUGUUGAAAGCAUGACUGAAAUACUUCAAACCGCAGAAGAAGAGAAGGCAAUGCUCGGUAAACAGAUUGAAGAACUGCGUGAGAAGAAUUGCGUUUGCGAAGAACAGCUUGCAGAUCUUCAGAAUAGAUUAACACAAGCAUCAGAAGUCAUUAAGACGAAAGAUGAAGAGGUUUUAACCCAACGUGCAAACAUAGAGAAUCUUGAAAAAGCAAGUGGAGAGGGGAUGGAAAAGUUAAAGGAGCAUUGUAGUGUUUUAGAAAACCAGGUGUCUGUAUUGGAAGAGAAGUGUGCCCUUUUAGAUGCUUGUACUCAAAGCAAAGAGGGUGAGAUCAGCAGUGCCCAAGCAAAGAUUCAAGAACUAAAUGCGGAGAUAAGGAAACUUCAGGAUGAUCUUAGGUCUAAGAUGGGUCUGGUUGAAAAAACCGAGAAAGAGAAGAUGGUGUUGGCGGAAAAUCUUCAGUAUAAAACAACAGCCCUUGAAAAUAAAGAAAAGGAACUUGAAGACAUGGCAGAUUGUUUCAAGGAGCUGAAAACAAAUGGGCAGUCAUCAUUUGAAUUGAAACUAAAAGAAAUGGAACAUUUGAAAGAGGAAUUCACAUCUUUGACCGAAAAGUUUGAUCGAGUCAGUGUCGCCAGUGAAAUGAAAGGUCAAGAUAUCGAAAGAAUGACUGCGUUACUUAAAACAACACAGGAAGACAACACAAGGCUGAGUGCACAGGUUGGAGAACUUUGCGAGAAGAACGUGUUGUUGGAAAGUCAAAUUGCAGAUGUGAAGCAGAAGUUUGAAAAGCAAGAAACUGUUCUUGAAGAAAGGGGAAGGAAAGUCACAGAAUUGUGUAAAAGUUUGGAGGAGGAAAAGCAGAAAACACUUGAGUUGACAAAGAGUUACGAAAGUGAAAUAGAGCUGCUUAAAGGUGAAGUUUUGGUGGCGAAAGAACAACUGGAGAAACUCAGUGCUUUUGUCGAAGUCAAAGGUCAAGCUACAGAAUCAGCGCAGGAGCACUUAGAAGCUGUAUGCAAAGAGAAGGAUGGACUUCUAUCUAAGGUAGAUGAAAUGAGUGUGCAUUGUAAGGAUUUGGAACAAAAGAGAGAUGAAAUGGCUGUGAAGAUUGAACAGUUGUCAGACAUUUUGAAACGUAAAGAUGAAGAGCUGGCAGAGAAAUGUCAAGUUCUUGAUGAGAUUCGUCAGAAAGAGAACGGUGAGAGAGAGGCUGAACUGGAGGAAGAAAUCACUGUGAAAGAGAAGGAAAUUGCGUCACUACAAGAAAAAUGUAUACAUCUGGAAACUAUUGUUCAGAGUACACAAGAUGCUGUCAUUGCUGCGGAAGCUAAGCUAGGACAGUUCGAAGACGAACUUUGCGCAAUUCAAGACUUGCUUGCGAAAACCAAUGACCAGGUAAACAGGGGAAAAGAGGAAAAUGAUUCUUUGCUGGCGAGACUGGAACAGACUUCAGCAGCUCUUGAGAGCAAAGAAAAGGAAUUUAAAGAAUUAUCAGAGUCAUUUGAAACAGCUAGAAACACGCAGCGUGAGGAGUCGGAGAGGCAGUGCUUGCAAACAGAAAGCCUUAAUGAACAAGUGUCGUCGCUGAUGGAAAAGCUGGAAAAACUCGCGGCGGUUGUGGAGACAAAAGAUCAAGAGAUAACCGCACUGAUUCAAGAACUUAAGUCUACGGCAGAAGAAAAGGCAGGAUUUGAGGGUAAAGUGGAUGAACUUAACAGCUUAAAUAAAACUUUGCAGGAGAGGAACACUGAUUUAGCAAGCAAGUUAGAACAGCUCUCAGAGGUAUUGAGAAUCAACCAGGACGAGCUAGGCCAAAAGCGCUGCGCUAUUAAAGAGUUGGAGUCAGUUAAUGAUAGCGAGAUUACUGAACUAAAUGAACAAACUAUGGAGCUCAAGAAGCAAGUUUUGGAGUUGCGAGAAAAGUGUGGUCAUUUGGAAGCAUGCGUCGAAAGUAAGGAGUCAGAGUUGAAGGAUUUGCGUUCCAUCGUGGAGACAUCUGAGAGUACUACUGCAGUGGAAGUCUCCUCCUUGAAAGAAGAUUUAGCGAAAAGGGAAGUUGAACUGAAGAACAAAGCGUUCACAGAGGACGAGCUUAGGAGCAAGCUUGCAAACAAAGAUCAACAGCUCGAAGACGCGAAAAAAGCUCUCAACCAGCUGGAUGAAGAUUUGCAACAGCUGUCGGUACAGAAAGAAAUGUUACAAAUGGAUCUGGAAGAGAAGAAUUCGUCGAUCGAGGCGCUGAACAAGCAGGUUGAAGAGCAAGGAUUGGUGGCGUCGGAACUGAGAAAGAAAAUUGGGGAUGUAGAGGAAAGAAACAAUUCUUUGAGAAAAGAACUCGAAGAUCUGACUCGCCAACUAGAUGAGAGCUUGUCGAACGAGGAAAAGUCCGGAAGGAACAUUCUGUCACUGAAAGAAAAAGUGGAAAAGAUGGAGGCGGUUUUGUCAGAGCAAAAGCAAAAACUUAUCGUCAAAGAAGAACAUAUUGACUCCCUGAAAAAAGAGCUUGAAAAUGUCAAUAGUCGUCUCACUGAGAGUCUGUCGAAGGAGGAGAAGAAGGAAAGUUGUGUUGAUGAACUACAGCAAAACAUCCAGGUUUUGGAAGCUCAGUUGUUGAAGGAGACGGAUAAAAGUGGGUCCUUGUCAGCAGACCUUGUCAAUGUGCAAUCAAAAAUGAACAGUGUUAUUGCAGCACUUGGGGAGAAAGAAAGUGAAAUUGCAGAUCUGAGAGAGAGUAAGUUGGCAAACGAAGAUAAAGUGUCAAAACUAACGAAACAACUUGACGACAAAGAAAAGACGCUUAAUGUUGCAGACAGUGAGAAAAUGAAGCUAGAAGCCCAGUUGAAAAAUGCUGAGAUCAAAAUCGGGGAAAGCAUUAUGCAGGUCGAUAGAGAAAGAGAGUCUGUUGUGCUGGAAUGGAGCAAAAAGUUUCGAGAGAAAUCUGAAGAAUGUGUCUCGGCUACUGAACAGCUUCAGAAAAGCAAAGAAGAGGUCGUGCGGCUAAAAGAUAUGGUUGUACAUCUUGAGAAUGUCUCAUCUUCCAAAGACCAGGAAAAAUUGAAGAUGGAAAAGUCUUACGAAGCCUUCAGUGAGAAAAUGCAGGAGAGAGAAGAUGAGUUGUUGAAAGCCUGUAAGGAUCUCGAAGAAGAAAAAACAUCACUUCUUGAAAAGACCAGAGAUGGUCAAGCAACUAUGGAAGCUUUGAGACACGAAUGUAAAGUUCACCAGCAGGAAUGCAAAAAGGCGUGUGAACUUGCAGAUUUUAAGGCUCAAGAAUACAGAGACGUGGUUGACAAGUUAGACGAUUCACAGAAGCAUCUUCAAGACGCGCGCCAUCAGCUCUCUCGAGCUGAAAGUGAGCUGAGGGAUUUCAGAGAGGAGUUACAACAAGCGAGGUUAGAGAAAAGCGACUUGUUGGAAAAGAUAGAUGCGAAAUAUGAAGAACAUGAGGCUAAAGGCAAAGAAUUGCAACAGGAGAUUUCCUUGAGAGAAGCAAAGAUUUCAAAACUUACUAGCCAACUAGAAAGUAGCGACGCCGCGGCAAGGGCUGUCGAAGCGGAGAAGCGCGAGCUUGAAGAAAUAUUGACGCGCACCAAAGAAGAACUUAGUGUAGCCACAGAAAAGUUAAACACCUUUGCCAAUGAGAAAAGUGAAAGGGAAUUAAUGAUGAGAAGCGAUGAAGAAACUGAGAAGAUGAUCAGUCUUCUGAAAGAACAAGUUCAAUCUUUAGAAGUAAGUAGAGCUGAGCUUAAGUGUGAGUUAGAAAACGCGAAGGAUGAGGCAAAUCGACAGAAGAACACUGCAAAUUGCUUGCAAGAACAGCAAACAUCUGCUAUGACAGAAAAAGAUUUAGAGCUUAAGCAAAUGAUGGAUGCAAUGAAAGAUCAAGAGAAUCUCGCUAUGGAAAAGUUGGAGAAACUUCAAAAAGAGCUUGAUUCGCGGGAGAUAAAAGCAAAAGAGAUGGAGGAAAGAAUUGAGGAAACGCUGUUGGAGAAGCGUUCAUUAUCGUCAUCGCUUGAGCAGAAGACUGCUGAAUUGAUUCAGUUGAACAAUAAGAAUCUGGAGCUUGAGAAUGUGUGUGAAAAACUCAAGCAAGAAAAGGAGAACGUGGAGGAUAGAUUAGCUCUGCAGAGCAGUAAAUUAGAAGAAAUGUCAAGUGAAAAAGCAAGGCUUUGUGAAGAAAUUCAGAAUGUUAAAGAUGAGCUAGAGAUGACGAAGAGCCAUGCAGCUGAACAGAUGACAGAUAUUAAAGGCGUUCAAGUACAGGUGAGAAGUUGUUUUGUUUUUUUUUUGUGUCAUUGACAAUAGAUCGUCUCUCUUAAGUUUGCUGUUAAGUAGCAGGACGGCCACGAUAAGGAAAAACAAUAAUCAGGUAAAAAUCUUAAAUCUUUUCAGUCAGUAAUAUGAUAAGUCAGAGAACUACUUUUCAGGUUGCCCCUGGGUUUCGAACAAAAUUUAUAUAAAAAACGUUUCAUCCAAAAAAAGAAGAAAAAAAAUGUAGUCGAUCGAUUUUCUUCUCCAAAUCUCGUGAAAACAUUAAAAAGACAAAAAAUAUGAGGAAAAGAAUAUAAGCAAUCUGCAAAAAGCUGAAAAGGAGUAAACGUGAUGUCCGUGAAAAUUGUUUUGAGUUCAGGGAAAGUCAGGAAAUUUUUCUUGAUUAGCAACCUUGAGUGUUCCUUGAGUUAAAAAUUAAAAAACUGAAAGAUUAAAAAUUAAAAAAUUUAACCAGCAUGUUUUUUUACUUCGGCGGAGCACGAGGUAAAGGAUUCGCGACGCUCAGGAAAAUCCCAAAGUGUCUUUUUAGGGGACAUGAUUGGACACGCAAAGUCUGUAGUUUUUCACAUUGUCACCUUUCACAUUCUCUGAUUAAAUACUCAAUUUUGGUUCAAGCCAUUCUUCCAUCCACGUCAAAGCUUCUUGUGCAUAUGUUGUUGUUAGAAUUUUUUUAACAAGGUAAACCAGAAUUUUCUUUGUCUAUCAUAAAAAAUAAGGCAAGGUCUGGCUCGUCCCAGUCCUCUCUUUGGAUCGCAUGCCUGACCGAAGGGAGCGUAAGGGGUGAUGGGAAGGAGGAGAACGAAAGGGAGGGACUCUAUGUCUGUAUCCAUCCCACGACCCCUCGCUCUCCGCCGGGCUUCUCUCGUUACUAGAGACCUUUAGACUCCAGCACUAGAACGACUACGAGUGCGAGAUUUGACUUAAAGUUUGUUCGCGUACUUUCAAGUAACACCCCGGAACGUUUCAUGUACUUCUUUUUCACCAAAAAAAUAUUAACAUUUUUAUCUUUACUGAAGGAGGUUAAGCCAUGUCCCGGCCGCAAAAUGAUAAAACCCCCAACACUUUACAACUUCUUUUUGCUACCACGACAUUCUCGCUAAAACUCGUGGUAGAGUGAUGACGUCAAUCACGUUUUCCCGCCAAAAUUACACUUGCUCACGCGCGCGCAGUAUUUAGUAUUGAGAAAAUCUCGUAUUCGUAGUCCUACUCGUCUUAGAAUCUAAAGGUCUCUAAAAUUAAUAGGAGAAUGAGAGACGAUUGAGGACUAGUCAGGGGCAAGGUAACAAACUUGAAUGAAUACUGAUUAAAACUUAGAACGAAUUUUACCUAUAGCACAUCCACUGAAACAAAAUUGUAUGGUUUAUUCAUAGAAAGAUAAAGAGCUGGAAAAACUGCAAAACCUGCUCAGUGCAAGAUGUUCUCAAGUUGAAAAGCUUCAAAACAAUCUUAACGAUCAGACUGAGAAGUUGGAAACUCUCAAGUCCCAAUUGCGCUCACUCACGGAAGAACUUGACUCUGUUCAGGCAGAGCAUGAACGAUGCCAGCAGAACGCAAAUGGGACCAGUAAUCUGCAAGACCAAGUUCUAGAGUUGGAGCAUUUACUGUCACGUGAAAAGUCAAAUACCGAGGUCAUGAUGCGCGCGUUUCAAGAACAAGAGGAACAGUGGGAAAAAGAACGAGUUAAGUUGCUAUCAGUGGCGAAGAAUGACUGGGGGAGUGAACAGUCCUCAAUUUUUGCUGAGGAGAAUGCUCAGUUGAAGAGAAAACUGGAGGAGCUGCAAAAUGAAGUAAGCGCCAAGGAAAGGGAUUAUCUAGAAGCGUUGCGGCAAACUGAGAAACGGGUUUCUUCUGCGGCAAAUCUGAAAACAGACUUUCAAAGCAAAAUAAGAGAACUUGAAUCUCAGUGCGAGGAGUUGAAGUACAGCUUGAAGCAGAAAGAUGAAGAAAUCUUUGUAAAGGAGGAGAGUUUGAAGCAAAGCAAACAGGAAGUAGCUAACCUUGAGGCCAAGUACGCCGCGGCAGGGGACGUGGAACGUGAGUUGAGGCAUCAUCUUGGUGAAGUCACCCAGCAGCUGGAGUGGAGCAAGGAGGUGAAAUCUGGGCUGACAGAGGGCAACAACGAACAUUUGGAAGCCUCUCAAGAAACAUUGACACAAGCACUGAAUGAGGCAGAAAAAGAGGUAUAAGCUAAUGUAUUACUUAGAUCAUGAGAAUAAUUUAGAUAACUUAAAAAACAUGAAACUUCACAUGGUAGUGGUGGUGGUAUUGAUGAUGAUGAUGAUGAUGAUGGCGACGAUGACAGGGAGAUGAUGGUAAACAACGUUGUUGUGAAUGAAUGAUUGCAGUUUAAACAAUCGCCACUACAUAUGCAAGAAUGUACCUCAGAACAGUCCUUAAUUAUGAAUGAUCAUACUCCGGCAAACGUUAGCACCACCUUGUGUAACAAAAUAAACAGUACGACAGGAAAGUAAUGUCCAGUAGCUUUCAUUUGAAUGGUCACACUUUAGGAUUUCAUCCACAGAUUCAAAAGUUAGAACUACCUUGUACAGCAUAAUAAACAGUACCAAAGGAGAUUAUUGCUCAGUAGCUUUCAUUUAAAAGGUCACACUAAAGGAUUUCAUCCCAGACUCAAAAGUUAGAACCACCUUGUACAGCAUAAUAAACAGUACCACAGGAAAGUACUGCUCAGUAGCUUUCAUUUGAAUGGUCACACUUAAGGAUUUCAUCCCAGACUCAAAAGUUAGAACCACCUUGUACAGCAUAAUAAACAGUACCACAAGAAAGUACUGCUCAGUAGCUUUCAUUUGAAUGGUCAAACCAUAGGAUUUCAUCCACAGACUAAAACGCAAAUAUUGUACCGAAGGCUCAGUAAACAGUACCACGGGAAAGCGAAACCGUUACUGCUGAGGUUUCUCAAGAGUGGUUAUUCAGAAAACGUUUACAUAGGACUGAAAAGAAAGGAUGGUAUCACACAAGCGACGGUCUGCUACCGGGAGUUGUAAAUUUGAUAUCUGUAUUUAUGCUUUCGUUAAUACAGCUUGCAGUUCUGAGGGCAGAGAAACAGGACAAAGAAAAGUGGCUUGAGGAGGAGAGAGUACAGAUUGUUGAAGCGGCCAAGGAGUUUGCGAUGAACCAAGAGCAGACCUUUGUGAAAAGGAUUGACAACUUAGGACAAAAAUUAGCUCAAAAAGAAGACGACCUCCAGGAAAUGGAAUCAGUCAUCAAGCAGCUUCAGUAUGACCUGAAAACCGCACAACAGGAAAAGGUGUGUAAUAUAUCACGGUUUCUCAAGUCUUUUUUUGUUUUUUGAAUUAUUUUCUUGGUUUACAUACCGUAAAAUUUCGAAAAUAAGCCCCGGGGCUUAUAUUUUUCAAAUGCCCUUUUUGAGGGGCUUAUCUACGGAGGAAAAUUAGCGUAUCAAAAUCGAUUGGACUAGCCUUAUAGUUGGAAGUAAAUUUAACGUUUUUGCUUUGUUUUACUUUGUAUUUGAGGGCAAUUUUCCAAGUACAAGUCCCCGGGUGCUAAUAUUUGGAGGGGCGAUUUAACGGAGGGUUUUUUGCAUUACCGGUUUGACGGGCUUAUAUUUGGAGGGACCUAUACAUAGAGGGGCUUAUUUUCGGAAUUUUACGGUAUAUGAAUAUAAAACGUAAGCAACGAAAGUAAUUUUGAGACAUUUAGCACCCAGGGUCGGGUUUUUCGAAGCUGGGUUAAGAUAACCCAGGGUUAGCGAGAAUUUGAAUUCAGAUAUGAAAGCUUAAAAAGCAAAUUCAUUGAAAUUCUUUUAUCUACAAUUUGAUCAUCGGAUGUUCUAUAAAGAAUAGAGAAAAUUAUCUGAGAAAAUGCUUUUGAACAAUAGGAAUUCAAAUAGAAACCCGGGUUAACAUCUAUGCCUGGGUUGGCGCUAACCGGCUCUUCACGUGAAAUAAUUCUUUCAUGUUUUUUGCAAUUUUCUUGAGACUGAAAACGGGUAGCUAAACGUGUAGAGGCCACAAACCUCAAACACCAAAAACGCCGAAACUGAAACUGCCGUUUGCGGUUCGCGGUGAACUCGAAAACCUGGGUGGUAACUGUCUCUAACUAAUGACUAGAAAGGUAUGUAAGAAAACGAAAUAUUCACAUCUACAUUGUAUUGCCGUUCUGAAAUCGGAAACGCAAAUCAAAUUCCAGAAGUAUUUAAUACUUUUGAACCGCAUCUCGUCCACAAGUCCGAGCUUACCAUAUUAUUAAUGCGCGCGCGUGAACCAGCGUCAUUUUGGCGGGAAACGCGAUAGCCGUCGUCAUUCUGCUUAACCUCCUUCAAUACUUAAAAAAUCACCGUGCUAGAAUACUCGAGAAAAUACGAGAAUACGCGAAAAAAAAAUACUAUAAAGCUAAUCUUGUCCUCGCCGUGGUUGCUAAUGGUCUCUAUUUCUAUCUUGUAAACUCUUAUCAGAAUGUCAUGCUUGAAGAAGCCGAAGAGCGGGAGCGAGAGUUUGACGCUCAGAAGAAGCAGUGGAAUUCAGGGAGCUUCAGCUAUGAAAAGAUUCAGCAGUACAUCUCAGAUUUGGAAGAGGAACGUCAAAACGUGGGGCAGUUACAGGAAAAAUGCAACGGACUGGAACAGAAGUUAAACGAACUUGAAAGCGACAACUCGUCUUUACAAAAGAAACUUUGCGAGAUGCAAACCCGGCAUAAGAGUGACAGCGAUGAAAGAGAGGUUGGAGAAAUGUCUUUCUUGCUUUUAUUUAUUAGAGCGAUUUUCGUCUGACCUUGAAAUGAAAACGCGCGAACAAAACAAAAACAACAAACGAACGGAAAUAGAGCGAUUUGAUUGGUUUAUCGAACGGUUACAAACGCACCUGGCUUUUGGUUGGUUAAGCGAACGCUCGGCUGAAAAAACUUCAUGCCCGAAGAACUUUCUAGAAAUUGCUUUGACGUCAUACUGCAACACGAUUGGUCAAUCGAAUAAUGCCUUCUCUAUAUUAGGGUUUUCUUUGGCGGGAAAACGAAGAGUCCAUGUUUUGUUCUUUUCAUCCAUUGGCUGCUAAAACAAAUAACAAACACUUACGGAAACCAUUUUUCAAGGUCAUACGAAAAUCGCUCUAUUAAAAAGGCUUUGUAGCAACGGUGAAAAUUAUUGUUUCAUGAUCAAGAGAUAUGCAAGAUUUUCGCAAAGACGAUAAUAUCAGUUCUUCAUGAAGAACAUGAAUUCAAAGUGGAAAAGCCCAAGUACAAGAAGUUGGAGGUCAUGCAGCUGAGGAUCAAAAACAAAUCCGAACUUCCAGCUGGUGAAUAAACCAUCCCGGAUUAGUCCAUACUAAGUUUUGCAGUGGUGAUUGAUUAAUACAGUGUAUCAUUUAUUAUUGAAGAUUAAUAAGUGUGAGAGACAGUGGAAGGGUGGGGCUUAAAAGAGAGAGGGGGCUUAUUAACUUUCUUUCCCUGAAAAGGGAGGGCUUAUUAGAGAGGGGGCCUGAUAAAGGAUUUAUGGCGAUUUAUCAUAGAAAUAAGCAAUUACAGUAACACAUUGAAGACCCAUCUACUAGAACCGUCCAGUCCAAAUGCGUGUGGUUCCUGUCUUGAAAAAGAAGCAUAUAAUUAUUUCUGAAAAGCAAGAUCACAAACACCCUGCCUAGAUUCGCUGAUUUAUUGUUUUCUGAUUUUCCAUACAAAUAUCAGAACCUGUUCAAUAUUUGGGCGCAAUUGAACAUCAUAUAACAGGGCUUUGAAUGGCAAUUUUUUGAAAAUCCUACAGGUUCUAAAUAAUUAGGUUACUCGUAGGUGGGCUUUAUUACUGUUGUCGAGAAUUCGUUGCUUUUGACUCGAACAGGUUAAACUUUUAUUCUCCCUUUUAUUUUCCUUUAGGUCAUAGAAGAUGACUUACACAACAAAGUCGAUUCUCUGCGCUCAGAAUCUGAAAGUCUAAAGGACAUUUUACAGAGCAAAGAAUCUCUUAUCACCGACAUGACUGAAGAAAAAGUUAAGUUGUUAACAACAACAGAAGUUUUAGAAGACAAGCUGAGAAAUUCGAGCCAAGCUGUGACGGAGCUGCAACAGAAAUGCGACCUAAUGAGCGAGCAGUUGGAUGCUUUGAAAGUAGAGAAAGGCGCUUUAGAGAAGGAAAAAGAUGUAUCAGUACUACAGAACACACAAGAAAAAAUGCAUCUCGAAAAUUCAGCCAAGAAAGUGCAGGAACUCCAAGAAAAGCUUGAUAAAGAGGAGACGAACAAAAAAGAACUGUUGCAAGUUGCAGACGAGAUGGAAGGGCUUCUGAAAGAACAGAAGGCACAUGCGGAGCAAAAGAGUAGGGAGCUUGUUGAAGUAGAGAAAAUGCUUAAGCUGGGCGAAGCGAGGGAAGAGAAGCUGACAUUUGCGUACGAAGAUCUUCGAGGAAAACUCGAAAAGCUAGAGAAAGAGUUCAAACAGAAAUGCAAAGAGCUUACGCAGGCAAAAGAAGAGUUGAAACAAGCGCAGGAAAGGAGUGAAGGAUUGAAAGAAGAAUAUGAAGCAGAGUUAGAUCAAGUUAAGUUCGAGCUGAGAGAUUCUAACAGUGACUGCGCGUUGUUGAAAGGAGAAAAUGAACAGUUAAAGCGCGUUUCUACUGGAGGUAAUGAUCAGUCUGCUUGGAACAAAGAGAAGAAAAAGCUUCUACAUCAGUUAGAGGAGUCGAAAAUCAGGUUUAAUCAGGCAAAGAGCAGUCAAGAAAAACUAGAAAAGGAACUUAAUCAGGCGAAGCUCAAAGUGAUCUCGUUAGAGAGCAAAGGGAAUUCCGCGGAAGCAGAGGAAAUAAAGCGCCUUCAAACGCGAGUGAGCGAACUAAACCAAGAGCUUCAAAAGUGGAAAGGAAUUGCUAGUAACAAGGAGAAAGUGAAUAGCAGUAGAAAAGAACUUUCGGCAAAAGCCGACGAAAUAAAACGCCUACAAUCUCGGAUUAGUGAACUUAAUCAGGAACUUUUGAAGUGGAAAGCUGUUGCUAAUAAUAAGGAGAAAGCCGAUGUUAGUACCAAUAAAGACGCAGAGAUUAAACGCCUUCAACAGAAAUUAAGUGAACUGCAAGAGGAGUUGGAAAAGAGCAAAACUUUGGCUGAUGAAAAGAGAAAAGCGGCUGAUAAAACUCUGGCUACAAACUUGAAGCUUGUCAGUAAGAUUGAAAAACUUACUCGAGGGAAAGAAAGUCUGCAGAAUAACCCCAAUGACGGAUCGUCGCCUAAAGAAGGCGCAAGUGAUGAAAGAGCUACACCAAGUUCUGCAGGCCCACUAAGACCUCGCGUGAGCGUGAAACAGGCUGCACUUAAUCCUGGUGUGUUCUCGCCUCUCGCAAAAUCCAUGGCAAGUUUAGACAUCAAGUCCUUAAACACAGCUGCAACCGAUACGGCGGAAAACAGACCUGAGGCUUCAUCAUCUACAACCCAAGUGACGACGGCGGCUGCUGUUAGCGCGCAGCCAGUGGCUGUACGUACAAGUGAAAGGAGGCCGUCUCGCGGGGAGAGAGAAACCGUAGCCUCUGCUGUGCCGCAGAUUGAGAAAGAGAAGGGUUCAAGUCACGGAAUAAUGGGCGUGGCUACUAGAAGAGGUAUUCCCAAACAAUUUGAAUCCAUGGACAGCAAGAAAAGACCAGGAGAACUGGGUAUGUUUGGUAGUAUUAGUUUCAAACGGCAGAAAUCACCGAUUUCGUUUUGUCAAAAAGGGUUAAAAACACAGACCACAUUUGCUGCCGGUACCGCAUUCAAGAUAAGUGAUCGAUGAGUAACUUUUAACAUUGGUUUUGUUAGUGGUUCCACCUGACCAAACACGCCUUCUAGUUUAACUGCAUAGCGUUGUCCUUUACCCUAGGCAUUUACUUAAUAUUUGGAUGAGGCGUGAAGAUUUUAAUUGACCCAUACGUGAUUUUUUUUUUUUAUUGACUAUAAUACCCCCUUCGUUGUUUUAUUGUUAAAUGCAGCCUUCACUUUGCUCUUAGAAACAAAAGACAGGGGAUAGUUUUGGGUAAGAAUCGGGGCGCUUGUUUUUCGAAGUAUUCCAUCAAUUUCAAUCUUUGGACUUACAUGAUUUUCUUUUUCAACAGUCGCCGAAGGCAGUCAAGCCAAACGCUGUCGACUGUACAGCGGUAGUUCGGCUCCUUCAGAACAAAAGGUCCCCGAGGGGAUCUCUGAAGUGGUAAGUAAGGGAUUCGCCAGUAUGCCCGCCCGAACCACUGCAACUACAACUGGUGUGAAAACUCGCAGUACAACAAAGAGGCUGACGACACGAACAACAGCUUCUACACAAGAUCAUGUAAGUUAACCCUAUAAACCCUAUAAACCCUAAGAUCAAAAUGUGAAUUCUCAUUUGUUGCCCCUAUUCAUUUCCUAUAGAAGAAGUGGGGAGAAGUUGAUAAAAUAUCAAGCAAAUUCAUCUUGUUUGAUCAUGUCCGUAAUUCUCAUGAUUACUCUGUUUUACAAACAUUGAUAUAACAAGGAGAAAUUUAAUGCUGAUCACUCUUAGAGCUUAAAGGGUUAAUAGGGAUCAUAUCUUAUUAUAUGGCUACAAUAGCACACGCGCUCUGAUUGGCUGUUUUCUUGUAAAGACCGGGCUUUACUAGCCACGUGUAUCCACAACUCGAUAUUCGCACGCUAAGCAUGAACCAAUUCUUAAAUAUUUCAUAAGUGAAAAGCUAGUCUGACGUGUUACCUGUAUUUCCCAUGAACUGAAAAAAUUGUAAACCUGCGUAUUUUCUUUUCUACAGAAAGAAAACCCGAUGUCAUCUCGCUCACCCCCACGAGUGCAAUUUGCCCCUCCGGAAAUGCCCCUGUCGCCUCGGAAGACAAACAGAAUCAGUACGAAUGCUCCCCAGGGUCCCAGAUCAAAGAUCCCUAAGCCCGGAAGUAGUCAAGUACCACGGCCAAGCAAGACAAGGACAACUGGUGAGUAUUCCUUAUAAAGCCCCCAAGGGGGGUUUAUUUUUUUCAUGGUAGAGACAGGGGGAUUAUUUGAGAGGGGGACUUAUUUAAUUUAGCAAAGAUGGUAGUAUUAGUUGUCCAUAAAGAACUAAAAUACAAAGUGGAAAAACUCAAGAACAAGAAGUCGGAGGUCAUGCAGGCGAGGAACAAAAACAAAUCCGAACUUCCAGUUGGUGAAGAGACCAUCAUGGAUCAGUCCACACGAAGUUUUACAGUCAUGAUUGAUUAAUACAGUCCAACAUUUAUAAGUGAAGAAUAAUGAUGGGGAGGGGAGGAGUGGGGCUUAAAAGAGAGGGGGGUCAUAUUAACAUUCUUUCCCUAAAGAGGGGGGGGGGUGGAGUUUAUAGAGGAUUAACGGUAAAUGGCCAGCAAGCUAAUGGUAAACGGCGAAAGACAAUUAGGUGAUAUUUAGUGGAAGGAGGAGGUAUUCAACACUUUCAAAUUAAACUCAAAUUUCGGCAUUAUACGACCAACAAGUUUGACUUAUAGACGUACAGACACAAACAUAUAAACUGUUUAUUGAUAUUGUUAUGAAACAAAUUUAUCUAUUUAACACUGUAGCCUGAAAUUACAGAAAGAAAAUAGAAUUUCCGGUUUGCAAAAAGGAAGAUUUCGCCGGCCUUCAAGCGCACCGGAAGCGCGGAAAGAGCGCUCGUGCCAGUGCUACUCCGCAUCACACAUUAAAUGAAGAGCGGAGCGCUCGUUUCACCGCCCAACCGUUAUCCGCCCUGAUUCUCUCUAACGGCUACCGCUAAAAUUGGUUUUCGUUUCGCCUUGCCCGCCGGAAUGUUAUUACAAAGCGAAACGAAAAUUGAGCCUGAUCUCAGGUUACAGGUUUUCAGCAAAAAUCUCAAAAGGCAAAUCUCUAGAAGUCACGUGAAUAAGCCUUGAGGUAACCUUUGAAGUUCUCAUCGCGGGUUUUCAACGCCUGGAGGUUGGCUUUCACGUGAUUGAUUAACGUGAACAUCUUUUGUCCUGAAUUAAUGUUUGGGCCACGUACUAAUAAUAGGGAGCUUAAGCAAAGACGUUUUUGAGCAACGCACGUCAACCGGAAGUAAGGCCUUCUCCUUUUAAUAUGCCUUGAAGUUAACAAAAUUUGUAUUUCUAAGUUUCUUUUCUCUUACCAAGACGAUUUACCCGAGAGUUUGAACCAAACCACUGUCUAAUGAUGCAAAAAGUCCACUUCCGGUUGACGUCCGUCGCUCAAAAACGCUGUUGCUUAAGGUCCCUAAUAAGCAACGACGACGGCGACGGCGACGGCAACGAGAAUGGAAAAAAAGCAAUAGGGUUAGACAUGACAAGCAAAACAACAACUUUGCACGUGCAUCACGCUUUUUUGUACACUUCUUUGCCGUCGCUGCACGACUACGACGUGAAACUGCCUAAUUUCACGUUUUGCGGAGGACGUGAACACAAGACGACGACUUUCUUUUUCUUUUCCCCGAGUCUUUUACAAUUCAACUCCAGAAAAAAUUGUCAACAUUUGACGAAUUGAACGAAAUGGAAUAUUGAAGCGGGUUAACGUUUGAAACAGCGCGACUUCACUAUUUAAAUGACAUCCAGGGCUGUGCUCUUGCAGAGCCCAGUGGCCCGUGGCGCCUUACUUUUGCUCUCGAGGGACUAGGAAAUCUUUCUGUUUUCAUACAAAUCAUAUGCUUGGCACCCUAGAUUUUACAGGUUCAGAGCACUGAGCUCCUUUCAAUUUUUCUUAGAGUACAGCCGUGCACGUUUUCGUAGCCGCUCCCGUUAUCGUUGCUCAAGCUCACUAAUAACAAAGCUAUGUAGAUCGUUCCUGUUAGUAAAAGGCUAGACGUCAUUUGUCGUGAAAAUAAGACUUUUUAUUGUCAUUUGAAAAGACAAGAACACACUGCUGUUGUCUGUAAAUUCAAUAUGGUGGCCCCUUCACGUUAAAUAAUUGUUUCAUGUUUUUUCGAAAUUUGCUUGAGAUUGAAAACGUGUAGCUAAAACGGGUAGUGGACACAAAACUCAAACCCCAAACGCCGAAACUGAAACUUUGCGGUUAACGGGAAACCUGGGUGCUAAAUGUCUCUAAUGACCGGAAAGGUACGUUAAGAAAUUGAAAAUUAAAUAUUCACAUCUACAUUGUAUUGCCGUUCUCAAAUCGGAAACACUAAUCAAAUUCAAGAAGUAUUUAAUACUUUCGAUCCGCAUCUCGUCCACAAGUCCGAGCCGUGGUUGCUAAAGGUUUCUAUUUCUAUCUUGUAAACUCUUUACAGAAUGUCAUGCUUGAAGAAGCCGAAGAGCGGGAGCGAGAGUUUGACGCUCAGAAGAAACAGUGGAAUUCAGGGAGCUUCAGCUAUGAAAAGAUUCAGCAGUAUAUCUCAGAUUUGGAAGAGGAACGUCAAAACGUGGGGCAGUUACAGGAAAAAUGUAACGGACUGGAACAGAAGUUAAACGAACUUGAAAGCGACAACUCGUCUUUACAAAAGAAACUUUGCGAGAUGCAAACCCGGCAUAAGAGUGAUAGCGACGAAAGAGAGGUUGGAGAAAUGUCUUUCUUGCUUUUAUUUGUUAGACAGGGCUCGAAAUUGCGACCGAUACGGUCGCAUUUGCGACUUAAUUUUUCUUAUUUGCGACUAGAAAAAUGAGACUAGUCGCAAAUUUGCGACUAGGUUUUGCCUUAACUGAUACGAAAUAAAAGGACUUGAAUUUUUGCUUAAAUAAAUUUAGAAAUAAAAAGAUUCAUUGAAGUAGCGUCUUAUAAUUUUGUUACAAUCUGAAGGUUUACCGUAAUUUACCUGGAAUGCAUACACGCAACGAUCUUCAACAGCACGCCAUUUUCAGCGGGUUCUGUAAACAUGUACAUUGCAGGCUCAUAUUUCGUUUUGAUUUGCCGCUGACAGUCCCGCCAGCAUGCUGAGGACUUUUCCCGCGUUUAUGACCCGCGUUACGGCCCUCACAGUACACAUGUGUUCUUCUUUAGUGAGUCAAUUAUGUCGGAUGAAAGCGACUUAAAUUGUUUCAAAGGUCACAUUUUAAACGAAGAUUUACAUGUAAAAUAAAUCGGUUCAAAGUGGGUUGCGAAUCUACGUAUACAUGAAAACGAGGUUUAGCAAACAAAGAUGGCGGAAUGUCCGCAUGGCACGUAUCGUCGUAUUGAAUGAUUCAGUCCUUCAGGGUUCUUUGAAUAAUCACUGUAGUAACACCCCUGAUACUUCAGAUGUAAAGCUUAAUAUAUAAAAGAAUUCGUUACUUGUUUUGUCAUCGGUGGAAAACCUGCAAAAGGUAAAACUAAAGGAAUUUAGUUACGUAACGUAACCUAUAACCAUGUCGGAUGUCCGCCCAGUACAAAUGUUAUUGCUAUUUUGCAGAGAUUGGAGGCAUUUAAGAACUGCAGUUUCCUGCUGUAAUAUCUGUUCAUGAUUUGGAAAUCUAUCGCUUUGACUAAAAUAACAGACACUAAUUUAUGUGCCUUAACGCAGGUUCAACUUGAUCGUUUAGAUGAACUGGUGUUGUCCGAGACGCUAAACGUUCUGUACUAUUAAGUCUCGAAAUGACAUGAAAGCUGUUGAAAGAAUGAAAAUUAAAGCGUUAAUCAUUUAAAAGCCUACUUAUUUCUUGAUUAAAUGGCCUCAAUUAAUUUCAAGACUAACAUUUUCAAAGUUGCGACCAAAUUUUCGUAACUAGUCGCAAAUUUGCGACCAGACAUUUUUUUUAAUUUCGAGCCCUGUUAGAGCGAUUUUCGUAUGACCUUAAAUGAAAACGCGCGAACAAAACAAAAACAACAAACGAGCGGAAAUACAGCGAUUUGAUUGGUUUAUCGAACGGGUACAAACGCGCCUGGGUUAAGCGAACGCUCGGCUGAAAAAACUUCAUGCCCGAAGAACUUUCUAGAAAUUGCUUUGACGUCAUACUGCAACAAGAUUGGUCAAUCGAACAAUGCCCUCUCCAUAUUAGGGUUUUCUUUGGCGGGAAAACGAGGAGUCCAUGUUUUGUUCUUUUCAUCCAUUGGCUGAUAAAACAAAUAACAAACACUUACUGAAACCAUUUUUCAAGGUCAUAUGAAAAUCGCUCUAUUAAAAAGGCUUCCUAGCAACGGUGAAAAUUAUUGUUUCAUGAUCAAGAGAUAGGCAAGAUUUUUAGCAAAGACGAUUAUAUCAGUUCUUCGUCAAGAACAUGACUGCAAAGUGGAAAAGCUUAGGUACAAGAAGGUUGGAGGUCAUGCAGUUGAGGUUCAGAAUUAAAUCCGAACUUCCAGCUGGUGAAUAAACCAUCCCGGAUCAGUCCAGGCUGUUUAACAGUCGUGAUUGAUUAACAUAGUGUAUCAUUUAUUAUUGAAGAUUAAUAAGUGGGAGGGGAGGUUUCGGGCCUUAAAAGAACUUUCUUCCCCGUGAAUAUGGAGGACUUAUUAGAGGGGAGCUUGAUAAAGGAUUUAUGGUAAUUUAUCAUGGAAAUAAACAAUUACGGUAAAACAUUGAAGACCCACCUACUGGAACCGUCCAGUUUCGUCCAAAUGCGUGUGGUUCCUGUCUUGAGAGAGAGGCAUAUAAUUAUUUCUGAAAAGCAAGAUCACAAACACCCUGCCUAGAUUUACUGAUUUAUUGUCUUCUGAUUUUCCAUACAAAUAUCAGAACCUGUUUCAAUUUUUGGGCGCAAUUGGUUCACAUAUAAUAGGGCUUCGAAAGACAAUUUUUUGCAAAUCCUACAGGUUCUAAAUAACUAGGUUACUUGGAGGUGGGUUUUAUUACUGUUGCCGGGGAUUCGUUGCUUUUGACUCGAACAGUUUAAACUUUUAUUUUCCCUUUUAUUUUUCUUUAGGUCAUAGAAGAUGACUUACACAACAAAGUCGAUUCUCUGCGCUCAGAAUCUGAAAGACUAAAGGACGUUUUACAGAGUAGAGAAUCUCAAAUCACUGACAUGAGUGAAGAAAAAGCUAAGUUGCUAGCAACCACAGAAGUUUUAGAAGAAAAGCUGAGAAAUUCGAGCCAAGCUGCGACGGAGCUGCAACAGAAAUGCGACCUAAUGAGCGAGCAGUUGGAUGCUUUGAAAGUAGAGAAAGGCGCUUUAGAGAAGGAAAAAGAUGUAUCGGUACUACAGAACACACAAGAGAAAAUGCAUCUGGAAAAUUCAGCUAAGAAAGUGCAGGAACUCCAAGAAAAGCUUGAUAAAGAGAAGAAUAACAAAAAAGAACUGUUGCAAGUUGCAGACGAGAUGGAAGGGCUUCUGAAAGAACAGAAGGCACAUGCGGAGCAAAAGAGUAGGGAGCUUGUUGAAGUAGAGAAAAUGCUUAAACUGGGGGAAGCGAGGGAAGAGAAGCUGACGUUUGCGUACGAAGAUCUUCGAGGAAAAUUCGAAACGCUGGAGAAAGAGUUCAAACAGAAAUGCAAAGAGCUUACGCAGGCAAAGGAAGAGCUGAAACAAGCGCAGGAAAGGAGUGAAGGAUUAAAAGAAGAAUAUGAAGCAGAGUUAGAUCAAGUUAAGUUUGAGCUGAGAGAUUCUAACAGUGACUGCGCGUUGUUGAAAGGAGAAAAUGAACAGUUAAAGCGCGGUUCCACUGGAGGGAAUGAUCAGUCUGCUUGGAGCAAAGAGAAGAAAAAGCUUCUACAUCAGUUAGAGGAGUCGAAAAUCAGGUUUAAUCAGGCAAAGAGCAGUCAAGAAAGACUAGAAAAAGAACUUAAUCAGGCGAAGCUCAAAGUGAUCUCGUUAGAGAGCAAAGGGAAUUCCGCUGAAGCAGAGGAAAUAAAGCGCCUUCAAACGCGAGUGAGCGAGCUGAAUCAAGAGCUUCAAAAGUGGAAAGGAAUUGCUAAUAACAAGGAGAAAGCGAAUAGCAGUAGAAAAGAACUUUCGGCAAAAGCCGACGAAAUAAAACGCCUGCAAUCUCGGAUUAGUGAACUUAACCAGGAACUUUUGAAGUGGAAAGCUAUUGCUAAUAACAAGGAGAAAACCGAUGUUAGUACUAAUAAAGACGUAGAGAUUAAACGCCUUCAACAGAAAUUAAGUGAACUGCAAGAGGAGUUGGAAAAGAGCAAAGCUUUGGCUGAUGAAAAGAGAAAAGCGGCUGAUAAAACUCUGGCUACAAACUUGAAGCUUGUCAGUAAGAUUGAAAAACUUACUCGAGGGAAAGAAAGUCCGCAGAAUAACCCCAGUCACGGAUCGUCGCCUAAAGAAGGCGCAAGUGAUGAAAGAGCUACACCAAGUUCCGCAGGCCCACUAAGACCUCGCGUGAGCGUAAAAGAGGCUGCACUUAAUCCUGGUGUUUUCUCGCCUCUCGCAAAAUCCAUGGCAAGUUUAGACAUCAAGUCGUUAAACACAGCUGCAACUGAUACGGCGGAAAAAAGACCUGAGGCUUCAUCAUCUACAACCCAAGUGACGACGGCGGCUGCUGUUAGCGCGCAGCCAGUGGCUGUACGUACAAAUGAAAGGAGACCGUCGCGGGAGGAGAGAGAAACCGUAACCUCUUCUGUGCCGCAGAUUGAGAAAGAGAAGGGUUCAAGUCACGGAAUAAUGGGCGUGGCUACUAGAAGAGGUAUUCCCAAACCAUCUGAAUCCAUGGACAGCAAGAAAAGACCAGGAGAACUAGGUAUGUUUGGUAGUGUUAGUUUCAAACGGCAGAACUCACCGAUUUGGUUUGUCAAAAAGGGUUAAAAACACAAACCACAUUUGGUGCCGGCAUCGCAUUCAAGAUAAGUGAUCGAUGAGUAACUUUUAACAUUGGUUUUGUUAGUGGUUCCACCUGACCAGACACGCCUUCUAGUUUAACUGCAUAGCGUUCGUCCUUUGCCCUAGGCGUUUACUUAAUAUUUGGAUGAGGCGUGAAGAACUUAAUUGACCCAUAUGUGAUAUUUUUUUAUUGACUAUAAUACCCCCUUCGUUGUUUUAUUGUUAAAUGUCGCCUUCGCUUUGCUCUUAGAAACAAAAGACAAGGGAUAGUUUUGGGUAAGAAUCGGGGCGCUUGUUUUUCGAAGAAUUCCAUCAAUUUCAAUCUUUGGACUUACAUGAUUUUCUUUUUCAACAGUCGCCGAAGGCAGUCAAGCCAAACGCUGUCGACUGUACAGCGGUACUUCGGCUCCUUCAGAGCAACAAGUCCCCGGGGGGAUCCCUGAAGUGGUAAGUAAGGGAUUCACCAGUAUGCCCGCCCGAACCACUGCAACUACCACUGGUGUGAAAACUCGCAGUACAACAAAGAGGCUGACGACACGAACAACAACUUCUACACAAGAUCAUGUAAGUUAACCCUAUAAACCCUAAGAUCAAAAUUUGAAUUCUCAUUUGUUGCCCCUAUUCAUUUCCUACAGAAGUAGUGGGGAGAAGUUGAUAAAAUAUCAAGCAAAUUCAUCUUGUUUGAUCAUGUCCGUAAUUCUCAUGACCACUCUGUUUUACAAAGCAUUGAUAUUACAAGGAGAAGUUUAAUGCUGAUCACUCUUAGGGUUUAAAGUGUUAAUAGGGAUCAUAUCUUAUUAUAUGGCUACAAUAGCACACGCGUUUUGAUUGGCUGUUUUCUUGUAAUGACCGGGCAUUACUAACCACAUGUAUCCACAACUCGAUAUUCGCACACUAAGCAUGAACCAAUUCUUAAUAUUUAAUAACUGAAAAACGAGUCUGUCGUGUUACCUGUAUUUCCCAUGAACUGAAAAAAUUGUAAAUCUACGUAUUUCCUUGUCUACAGAAAGAAAACCCGAUGUCAUCUCGCUCACCCCCACGGGUGCAAUUUGCCCCUCCGGAAAUGCCCCUGUCUCCUCGCAAGACAAACAGAAUCAGUACGAAUGCUCCCCAGGGUCCCAGAUCAAAGAUCCCUAAACCCGGAAGUAGUCAAGUACCACGGCCAAGCAAGACAAGGACAACUGGUGAGUAUUCCUUAUAA